AUGGAAUAUAUUUUGUGGAAUCGUAAAGAAUUUGAUACAAUCUAUAAUUGUACAGGAAUUAAUGUAGAUGAUGUCCCUAUUGAAAAAAGAAGAUAUCCAAUAACUGCAAUUAUUUGUAUAAUACUUGGAUUUAUAUAUUAUCCUUUAUAUUUCCCUUGUCUCUACUCUUUUUGGAAAAAUAGAAACAAAAAUCCUUGCUACUUGCUGUUAAUUUAUCUCUCAAUUUUGGACAUUUGUAUACUUUGGAUACCAACAUUUUCAGUCGGAAUUCUUAGUUUAAACGGGGUUGUGUACUGUUCUUCACCAAUCUAUACCUACUUUAUGGGGUGUGUUGGUUUAUGUAAGUGCUUAAAUAUGAGGCUUAACAACAAGCAUACAAGAGGACCGUCGGUUACUAAGAAAUCCAGAAUCAAAAUUUUUAUCAAAAUAGUGUAG
This is a messenger RNA of Meloidogyne enterolobii, 435 nucleotides long. The record is from the annotation of a GenBank genome assembly. Lineage: Eukaryota; Metazoa; Nematoda; Chromadorea; Rhabditida; Meloidogynidae.